AUGCAGUCAUCACGCUCGCCACUCCUCGACCCUGAGACCUAUUCCCUCUGGCCCAACCUCCAUGUAGUGGGCAUCAACCUGGUAACAACAUGCGCCUACGCAGGCUUUCUUGACUGGGCAAAUAACUCGCCCUGGAGGCGAUCCUUCAAGGCCCUCAGCCGCCGUCAAAUCAAGGCGUCACUGCCGGCCCGAUCACCAAAGUACGUCCGCAGGCUCUUCAUAUGGGGCGUCAUCGGCGCCAACGUCGCCGUCUCCGUCGCAUGGGCCCACGCCGCAGAAGAGACCGCGGCGGUGCUCGAAUCGUGGCAGCAGCAGCAGCAGCGCGGCUGGCCCCCCCUCCUCUUGGUCGCCGCCCCCCGUAGCCUGGAAUUCAUGGCCGGGAACUUUGCGCUCUCGGCUCUGAACCUUCGCCAGGGCCGGUGGUGGACUGUGUUGACGUGCGGGUUCAGCCACUACGCGCCCGGACACCUGGUCGCCAACAUGUGCAGCUUCUACCUCUGGGCGUCACGGUGCUUCGACCUGGGCCUGGGGCCCGGAGAACUCGCCGUCCUGAUGCUCGGUUCGCAGAUCUGCGGCAGCGUGGCCGGUCUUGCACACGGGGGUUGGUGGGAGCCGAGCUUUUCUCUUGGGGCUAGUGGUGCUGUUUAUGGGUUUAUGGCGGCGGCGGUCCUCCUGGAGCCUGUAGUGGCCUUUCAGAUUCCACGAAUCGGCAACUUUUAUCACUGUGUCUUCGCUCCAGCAGUGAUAAGCUGCGCGUCCGACCUCUUCGCCGCGCUCUCCCGGAGCCAUGGCCUGACCAUCCCCUCGCUAGCCAGGGAACCUAUACCAGCUUUCCGAAGAGACAAUAUUAAUCAUGCGUGUCACCUGGGUGGCGCGGCUUUUGGUGUGGCAUACUGGCUGUUUGGGCUGAGGUCUCAUUUUGGCAUGUGGUGA
Diaporthe amygdali is the source of this 933-nucleotide messenger RNA. RefSeq lists its product as uncharacterized. NCBI's taxonomy places the organism in Eukaryota, Fungi, Ascomycota, Sordariomycetes, Diaporthales, Diaporthaceae. The record is from RefSeq and is a predicted model, not a curated record. Gene Ontology annotation, cellular component: membrane. The transcript has 2 exons. Bases 1 to 933 code for a protein of 310 amino acids. Gene Ontology annotation, molecular function: serine-type endopeptidase activity.